Molecule: messenger RNA, 1841 nt
Organism: Limulus polyphemus (Atlantic horseshoe crab)
Lineage: Eukaryota; Metazoa; Arthropoda; Merostomata; Xiphosura; Limulidae
Product: DCN1-like protein 3
Exons: 2
Coding region: 441-1364 (307 amino acids)
Biological process (GO): protein neddylation; positive regulation of ubiquitin-protein transferase activity
Cellular component (GO): ubiquitin ligase complex
Molecular function (GO): cullin family protein binding; ubiquitin-like protein binding; ubiquitin conjugating enzyme binding
Source: RefSeq, a predicted model, not a curated record
CUUACAUUAUUAUUAUUAUUUCGUGAAUUUUGAAAUAUUAACUUUAUUAAUUUUAUUUUCGCUUAAAGUAUCUUAACAAUUUGCUUAAAAUUCUAUUUCACAAUCAACGGUAGGAAUUUGUUUUUCUACGUCACGGUGCAAGUGGUUGUGAGAAGCGUUGGUGAAACACGUUUGUAAAUUGGAGGCCAUUAUGGCAUUAAAUUAAUGGUUACGAAGUUGAAAUGUAGUUGGUUGUUUUACCUGUAUAAUAUUAAUGUACGAAACUUUUGUCGUUGUAAAAACAGAUAAACUAUAUUGUUUUAACCAUAAUUCGUUUGUGUUUCUAUAGGUUCAAAUAGACCCGGAUUCACUGAUGGCAGAGAACACCAUUUUAAAAGAUUAAGGAUGAUUGGGUACAAAUAGGCAGUACCUACCUGCUUACUAUAUAUUGUUUUCAUCCAAUGGGGAAGUGCCUUUCUUGCUAUCAAGCAGAAGCAGUACCUGAUAAAUAUAUGAAGUGUCAAGAAAUGGAGUUCUCAAGUGCCAUUGUACGAUUAAGCAAUUGUGAUGAAAGUCAGAUAUUUAGAUCUAGCAAUAGUGAACUCGGUGCUUCUGUUGUUAGUAGUAAUGGAGAAAUGCACAAAAGUACAUCUUCCAAAUCUGUCCUUGGUUUUGCAGAAAAACUGAUAUUUCACCCACGAAUCCCUGCAAUUCGUAGUGGUAGUACAGACAAAAAGCAGUCUAGUCAUUCUGGACGAGAUUACUUAGAAAGAAAAAUCCAUGCUCUUUUUGAUAAAUAUAAAGAUUUAGGAGAAGAUGUUAUGUUGUCAGAAGGGAUAGAGCAGUUUUGCCAAGACCUUGAGGUUAAGCCUGAAGAAUUUCUUGUUCUUGUAUUAGCCUGGAAGUUUGGUGCUGACCAGAUGUGUUGCUUUACCCGGGAAGAGUUCGUGAUUGGUUGCAAAAGUCUUCAUGUGGAUUCAAUUCUAGGAAUACAGUCCAAAUUCUCAGAAAUGCUACAAGAAGUGAAGAAUCCUGAUACCUUCAAAGAUUUAUAUCGAUUUACAUUUAAAUUUGGUCUGGAAGUUGGACAACGAAUACUCCCUGUAGAAAUGGCAAUACAGUUGUGGAAACUUGUAUUCUCAAAGAGAGAACCUUUAAUUCUUCAACGAUGGAUUGUGUUUUUAGAAAAACAUCCAAAUAUUCGAGGUAUACCACGUGAUACCUGGAAUAUGUUUCUUAACUUUUCAGAAACUAUGGGGGAUGAUCUUAGCAGCUACGAUGAUACAGAAGCUUGGCCCAGUUUAUUUGAUGACUUUGUAGAAUAUGAGAAUGAUAAAACAAAUCAGAAUGUGCUUCAGAACAAGGAAUUGGAAGAGUUAGUUUAAUUAACAGCCACUUGUGUCUUUUCAAGUUUCAAUAUAAUGUUACCGAACGUCAUUUAUGUGUUGGUGUUGGCCUACCUGAUACGGGCUUUCCUAUAUAAUGUGACUUGAUGUGAUAUCUUGACAGUGACCUACCUGAAUAUACAAAUAUUUUGUCAAAGGACCAUAUAAAAGUUCAGAAGUUGCCACAAUUUAAUUUUGUUUUUAUCAAAACAUUUAGCUUCUUUGCUGGUUCUAUUUAUAAGUAUGUGUUGUAGAUCGUGUGUACAUUUUCUGUUGUUCUGCUAACCAGUUUCCAAAUUCAAGUUAUAAUAUUCUUGAUUUUUCAACUCAAGAGACCAUACCGUUAUUAUUUUACCUAUAUAUAUAUAUAUAUGUUUGUGUGCGUGGUGUAUUUCUACUCACCCAAAUUGACAGUAUUUUUUGCUUUAUUUUCAUACAAAUUAUAUCACAACAAAUAUGAUAAAAUGUACUCUGUGU